Molecule: messenger RNA, 3558 nt
Organism: Penicillium malachiteum
Lineage: Eukaryota; Fungi; Ascomycota; Eurotiomycetes; Eurotiales; Aspergillaceae
Product: DNA-directed RNA polymerase III core subunit RET1
Exons: 3
Coding region: 1-3558 (1185 amino acids)
Biological process (GO): DNA-templated transcription
Cellular component (GO): RNA polymerase III complex
Molecular function (GO): ribonucleoside binding; DNA-directed RNA polymerase activity; DNA binding
Source: RefSeq, a predicted model, not a curated record
AUGCCGCCUCGAAAGAGGCCCUCGGCUUCUGCAGCCAGUCAAGGCCGACGGCCCUCGCAGAUGAAUCACCAGCAAGAAGCGGAUGCCCUGAAAGCGAAGCAGGCCUCAGCCCAAGAACAGGCUUCAUCAACCAUGCCUGCCAAUGCGAACAAUGUAGCCGACGACGACUAUGUGAAGUACCAGCAUCGUGAUCCCUUCGAUGCGCUUUUGGAGCCCUUCUACUACAAUAAGUCCUUGACCGAUCCUAUCGAUACUGCGAAGGACAAGUGGAACCUGCUCCCUGCCUUCUUGAAAGUCAAAGGUCUCGUGAAGCAGCACAUUGACUCAUACAACUAUUUUGUCGAAGUGCAGCUGAAAAAGAUCGUGGAAUCCAGCGGAGUGAUUCGCAGCGACAUCGACCAUCAGUUCUACAUCAAGUUCACAAAUAUCUAUGUCGGAUCCCCUCGGCGCGCAGACGAAUCUCAGGAUGGUGGUAUUGACUUCCAGUCUGAUGUUACUCCACAGGAGUGUCGACUUCGCGACACUACCUAUGCUGCACCAAUUCUGGUUGACUUUGAGUAUGUUCGCGGGCGGCAACGAGUCGUGAGGAGAGGCGUUGCCAUCGGAAGAAUGCCGGUAAUGCUGCGAAGUUCCAAGUGUGUACUGGCCAACAAGACGCCAGCGCAGAUGACCCUUUGCAAUGAAUGUCCGCUGGAUCCCGGUGGUUAUUUUGUCGUGAACGGAACAGAAAAGGUUAUCUUGGUUCAGGAGCAGCUGAGCAAGAACCGAAUCAUUGUGGAGACGGAUCCAAAGAAAGAAAUUGUCCAGGCCUCAGUGACUAGUUCUUCCAAUGAGCGCAAAUCGAAGAGUUACAUCGUGUUGAAGAAGGAUCGACUUUAUGUCAAGCACAAUGUUCUCAGCGAGGAUCUUCCCAUCGUUGUGAUGUUGAAAGCUAUGGGAAUCCAUACUGACAAGGAGAUGUUGCAAAUGGUAGCAGGAUCUGACAGCCUCUACCAGGAUGAUUUUGCUAUCAAUUUUGAGGAGGCUGUCAACUUGGGAAUUUACACCCAGCAGCAAGCCUUGGACUGGAUGGGUUCUCGGAUCAAGAUCAACCGCAAGACCGGCGCAUACCGCAGAACCCACGUACAAGAGGCAGUUGAAGCCAUUGCAUCAGUCAUUAUCUCCCAUAUUGAAGUCAAGGAUAUGAACUUCCGACCCAAGGCCAUCUAUGUCGCUAACAUGGCACGUCGUGUUUUGAUGGCUAAGAAUGACCCUGCUAUGGUAGAUGAUCGUGAUUACCUCGGAAACAAGCGUUUGGAAUUGGCCGGUCAGAUGUUGGCUCUUCUAUUUGAAGAUCUUUUCAAGAAAUUCUGCUUCGACAUCAAAUUGAAUAUCGACAAGGUCCUGAACAAGCGCAAUCGAGCGGAGCAAUUCGAUGCAUGGAGUGUUGUUAGCAUGCACGGCAAUCACAUCACCCAGGGUAUGAACCGAGCAAUUUCAACAGGUAACUGGAGUCUGAAGCGUUUCCGUAUGGAACGUGCUGGUGUUACUCACGUCUUGAGUCGACUGAGCUAUGUCGCUGCUCUUGGUAUGAUGACUCGUAUUAGCAGUCAGUUUGAGAAGACUCGAAAAGUCAGUGGUCCCCGUGCCUUGCAGCCAUCGAACUUCGGCAUGUUGUGUCCAGCAGAUACCCCCGAAGGAGAAGCUUGUGGUCUGGUCAAAAACUUAGCUCUCAUGACACAUAUCACCACCAACGAUGAAGAAGGCCCAGUACGAAACCUGAUUUUCAUGCUGGGUGCGGAGGAUAUCUCGACCGUCAGUGGAAUGCAGCUUUAUGCGGCAGGAACAUACACAAUCUCCAUCAACGGUACACCAACUGCUUUGACCAGGCGGCCGAAGAAUUUCCUGAACUCCUUCCGCAGGUUACGACGCAUGGGUAGGAUUUCCGAGUUCGUCAGCAUCUACAUCAACCACCAUCAGCGCGCUGUUCAUGUCGCAACUGAUGACGGUCGUAUUUGUCGACCACUUAUUAUCGUCGAGGACGGCAAAUCUCAAGUCACACGCCACCACUUGAAAAAGUUACGGGAUGGCAGAAUGUCUUUCGAUGACUUCCUCGCCCAGGGUCUGGUUGAAUAUCUUGAUGUGAACGAGGAGAACGACUCAUACAUCUCCAUUUACGAAAAGGAUAUCAAUGAAGCCACGACUCAUCUUGAGAUUGAGCCCUUCACUGUCCUUGGUGCAGUUGCUGGUCUUAUUCCCUACCCUCAUCACAACCAAUCUCCUCGAAACACUUACCAAUGUGCCAUGGGUAAACAAGCCAUUGGUGCAAUUGCCUCCAACCAGUUCCAGCGCAUUGAUUCAAUUCUUUACCUCAUGGUGUACCCACAAAAGCCUAUGGUCAAGUCCCGAACCAUCGAGUUGAUCAAGUACGAUCAACUUCCUGCUGGACAGAACGCCACUGUCGCUGUCAUGAGUUACUCUGGUUACGAUAUUGAGGAUGCCCUGGUACUGAACAAGGGCUCGGUCGAUCGUGGAUUUGGACGUUGCCAGUACGAGAAUGAUGCCCCGAUCCGCAAGCAUGCUCUUUUGGACCACGAUGGUCUAGCUGCCGUGGGAGAACUAGUCAGUGCGGGUGAGGUUUAUAUCAACAAGGCCACACCUGACCAGGCCCACGCCACUGGUUUCAUGGGCUCUGAUACUGGAACCACUAAUUACAACCCUGCUCCUAUGACCUACAAGUUACCUGAUCCCGCAUACAUCGAUAAAGUCAUGGUCUCUGCCACAGAGGGUGAGACUCAGCUCCUUAAGAUUUUGACCCGACAGACUCGCCGUCCUGAGGUAGGCGACAAGUUCUCCUCCCGUCACGGACAGAAGGGUGUCGUUGGUAUCAUUGCCGACCAGACCGACAUGCCUUUCACCGAUUCAGGCAUCAACCCCGACAUUAUCAUGAACCCGCACGGUUUCCCCUCGCGUAUGACAGUCGGGAAAAUGUUGGAGUUGGUUGCUGGUAAAGCCGGUGUACUCUCUGGAAAACACGGCUACGGAACUUGCUUCGGUGGCACUCCCGUCGAAGAGACGUCACAGAUGCUUAUCGACAAGGGUUUCAGUUAUGGUGGUAAAGAGUUCCUCACGUCUGGUAUCACUGGCGAGCCUCUCCCCUUCUAUGUCUUCACUGGCCCUAUUUACUACCAGAAGCUUAAGCACAUGGUUCAAGACAAGAUGCACUCGCGUGCUCGUGGUCCCAAGGCAACCCUGACUCGCCAACCUACUGAGGGUCGUUCGCGUGAUGGUGGUCUCCGUCUCGGUGAGAUGGAGCGUGAUUGUCUUAUUGCGUACGGAACCAGCCAGCUUCUCUUGGAACGUCUUAUGAUCUCCUCUGAUCGCCAUGAGGUCGAUAUUUGUGAGAAGUGUGGUUUCAUGGGAUUCCUGAACUGGUGUCCUGGCUGUAAGUCUACUCGCUCUGUCACGAAGAUGGUCAUUCCCUACGCUGCCAAGCUUCUCAUUCAGGAGCUACUGAGUAUGAACGUGGCUGCACGACUCAAGUUGGAUGACGAAUUCCCAGAGAUGAAGGGCUGUUAA